Messenger RNA from Purpureocillium takamizusanense, 2219 nucleotides. It is a transcript of the gene ERG9, whose product is annotated as Squalene synthase. Gene Ontology annotation, biological process: farnesyl diphosphate metabolic process; ergosterol biosynthetic process. Gene Ontology annotation, cellular component: endoplasmic reticulum membrane. The record is from RefSeq and is a predicted model, not a curated record. The transcript is spliced from 4 exons. Bases 242 to 1636 code for a protein of 464 amino acids. Gene Ontology annotation, molecular function: squalene synthase [NAD(P)H] activity. NCBI's taxonomy places the organism in Eukaryota, Fungi, Ascomycota, Sordariomycetes, Hypocreales, Ophiocordycipitaceae.
CGCGUCGGGACACCGCAGCGAGACCUCGCGGCAGGAAAAACACCUGUUCACUCGUCACAGCAGCCAAUUUCUUGCUCAAUCGCCUGACUCGACGCCUGCGUCUUGACCAUUUCGUCGCAAAUCCUUGCGACGCGCCGCCUCGGCCUCUUUACUGAGAUCGACGGCCUUGCCUGCUUCGGCGCCCCCCCUUUUUAUUCCGCUCCCUCAACCCUGUGUGCGACUGUCACGCGCCACAGCCAUCAUGGGUGCCCUUUACUACCUCAUGCAUCCGAACCAGUUGCGGUCCAUAAUACAAUGGAAGCUCUGGCACAACCCCGUCCACCAGCGCAAGCCCUCAGAGGAGUCGCCGGAGCUGCAGGAAUGCUUCCGCUUCCUGAACAUGACGAGUCGCAGCUUUGCGGCCGUCAUCCAGGAACUCAAUCAUGAGCUCCUUGUCCCCAUCACACUCUUUUAUCUCGUCUUGCGCGGCCUCGACACCAUCGAAGAUGACAUGACGAUACCCAUCGACAACAAGGUCCCCUUGCUGCGAAAGUUCCAUGAGACCAUGGAUAUUGACGGCUGGCAGUACCACGAGAGCCAAGAGAAGGACAAGGAACUGCUGGAGAAGUUCGACGUGGUCGUCACGGAGCUCAAAAAGCUGAAGCCCAAGUAUCGCACGAUCAUCAAGGAGAUGACGGUCAAGAUGGGUAACGGCAUGGCCGACUACGCGGAAAAUACCAAGAUGAUCGAGAACGGCGUCCAGACCAUCGAGGAGUACGAGCUCUACUGUCACUACGUUGCCGGCCUCGUGGGCGAGGGCCUAACGCGUCUCUUCGUGUCGUCGGAGCUGGGAAAUCCCAAGCUGGCCGAGCGGCCGUCAUUGACGGAGUCGAUGGGACAGUUCCUGCAAAAGACCAACAUCAUCCGCGACAUCCACGAGGACUGGCAAGACGGUCGCCGGUGGUACCCAAAGGAGAUCUGGAGCAGGCACGUGGACAAGUGGGAGGACCUGCUUGACCCCAAGUACCGCGAACAGGCAGUCAAUUGUGUGUCGGACAUGAUUCUAGACGCACUGAAGCACGCUGAGGAGUGCUUGUUCUACAUGGCGGGCAUGCGCGAGCAAAGCGUCUUCAACUUUGUGGCCAUCCCCCAGGGCAUGGCCAUUGCUACUCUGGAGCUCAUGUUCCGCAACCCCGACGUGCUCGAGAAGAACGUCAAGAUCACCAAGGGCGACGCAUGUCAGCUCAUGUUUGAAUGCACACAGAACCUGCAGACGGUAUGCGAGGUAUUCCGGAGAUAUGCCCGGAAGAUUCACGCCAAGAACGACCCUCGGGACCCCAACUAUCUAGCAAUUAGCGUGCGAUGCGCCCAGAUUGAGCAAUUCAUUGAGACGCUGUACCCUACGCAAGACCCCAAGAAGUUGACGCUCGAGAACGAGCAACGACAGAAGAAGGAACCAACUGUUGACCCGGGCGAGAACCUCAUCAUGUUUGGCAUUGUCCUCCUAUGUCUGCUGUUCGUAUCUGGCAUUAUGAUUGGAACUGCAAUGUUUUUGGGGGCGAAAUUCCCAAUCCUAUCAGACAUACUUCAGCACGCAGCAAAUCUCCUCCCGGGCAACAAGCCACCAGCAGCCGCUACGGGGCGCGACGAGUUAUAGGCGUGGCCGGCCGAUAGCCAUACUCGUUGCGAUGCCUUUUAUGUACAUAACUUGUACUAUUUACUUGACGAGACCACAUCUGGAGUAUUUUUGCAGGCGAACUAAUAAUAUGAUGCUAAUGUUGCCUCUUUGUUCAUGACCUCCUUCAUGCGGUUUCAUGUGUCGACAGGAACAGAAGACGGCCGCUUUGCGGACGCAGCACGGAUGUCAAAUUGCAAUCCAGUCCUCUGAUGACUGUGGUUGUGCCGAAGAAGUGCUAAAAUCGAACUGCAUUUGGCUUCCCCUUUGGGGCGGCGCAGCGCAGCUGGAUCUCUGAUCGCCAUGGGACGAGGCUCUGCUGGAGUGCAAACAUCUUUCGCUCUCGAGGCGCAUCUUUGUGAGAGUCGAUGUGCGUGAGAGGUGGCCCUGGUUAUGUGACUUUUCCGGGUCUGGAUGAGGCUGAGUGUGAAGUGGCCGACUUGCGAGCAGACGGUUCGCGAUGUCACCUCCUGGCAAUCCAUCCGAGACGCCUAAGAACAAUGCAAUAGGUAUCCAUUUUGACAUGUCCAAGAAUACUAGUAAUGAUAGCACGACCUUUACAAGG